Messenger RNA from Zea mays, 2232 nucleotides. RefSeq lists its product as uncharacterized. Gene Ontology annotation, molecular function: DNA-directed DNA polymerase activity. Lineage: Eukaryota; Viridiplantae; Streptophyta; Magnoliopsida; Poales; Poaceae. Gene Ontology annotation, cellular component: delta DNA polymerase complex; nucleus. Gene Ontology annotation, biological process: nucleotide-excision repair, DNA gap filling; DNA replication; DNA strand elongation involved in DNA replication. Bases 284 to 1726 code for a protein of 480 amino acids. The transcript has 7 exons. The record is from RefSeq and is a predicted model, not a curated record.
GAACACCCGCGCCGCGGCUUGCAGGGCGGGGUCCGCUGUCGUUGCAUUGCGGAUUGCGCUAAGGAAAUAGAGGCGGGAGCGGGAAAAACCGCCCCGCCUGCCGUGGCUCCACUGCUCCAGGCCCCAGGCCCCAAUCCCGAAUUCCCGAUCCCGCGCGCCCUCCUCUUCGUCGCCCCCUACUCGGCAGGAAAACCUAGGCGCGUGGGUUCCUGGACUUUCUGGUACGGGAGGAUGGCGGGAGAGGCCGUGGACCAGUCGUUGCUCCACCUGCUGCCCCAAAUCCAUGCCCUCUUCUCCGACCCGCUUCGCGUGGUUGCUUCAGGAGUUUGUCGACAAACAUGGAACCGACCUCCAGGUGAUUUACAGUGUGUCAGGGUGGUUGAAGAGCAAUCCCGAAAAUUAUUGUGUAAAGCUCGUUUCAGGCCCAAAACUUGAAGAAGCAAGGCAUGGUUUCAAAGAUUCUUGUUCAGUUCAGAUCUACAGCAUCCAGGCCUGUAUUCCAAAAGAUACAGCUGUGCUUUGGAAUCAUGAAUUUGUGCAGGCAGAGGAGCUUUUCAACCAGCCUUUUGAUGAUGAGAACUGUUUGAGAGAUAAUAGAUUUUGUGGUGUUUUGAAUUCUUUUGUCAAGCGAACAUCCAAUGGGAAGCAUGUGAGUUCAUUGCCACCAAAGCCCUUAAACAGUGCUGCAGUGGUCGAACAGUCUAAACCUAGUGUUACUCCAAAGGAGCAGUUUGUUACUGCUCAGCAGCAAGAUUUGCUUGUAAGUUCAAAGCAUGGAGCAGGCAAUAAGUCUGAGAAGGAUAAUUCCACAUUAUUAGAUAAGGCUGGCAAUGCUCCUGUUGUCAAAGAACAAUCAAUUGAUGCCCAUGCAAGUAAAAGUAGAGCUCACAAUGGAAAGACCAUGCCUAAUAAUGGUGGAUCUCUGGCUAACAUGUGGGGCCGUGCAUCAACUAAACCUAAGCCUCCAAGUACCACUAAUUCUACAGUUGUAGAAAGUGUUGCAGCUACUCUUGAUGCACAAAUAUGUGCAAAGGAAGAAGCAGAUGGAAAUAGCAGUGAUGACGAACAGGGAAUAAAGUACAAGAGGGAAUCCACCAAUGCAAAUAACAGAAAGCGAAGAGCAGUAUUUGAUUUUUCGGACGAUGAGGAAGAUGAGAAUAUUAUAAGCAUUGCAUCUCCUGAGGUACUAAAACAGCGUACCCCAGACCCUGUUAUUGAAACUGCUGAAGACGCUGAAGUAAAUCAAAAGAACUUGGAAAAUAAAGAUGAUGUACCGAACACUGAGAAAGGUUCCUCAAUGGGGGUGGAUUCUGACUUCACUUCUGAAUGUAAAACCAAAACUGUCAAUACUAUGAACCAUUCUGGGAUUACUUUAAAAGAAAAGAGCAGCGAUCCUCCAGUCAGUAACAAGAAACAGGAUUCUGCAGUUGAGCCUGCCUCCACCGCACCGAAGAGAAGAAAGGUUUUGAAGACACGCAUAGAUGAGAGGGGAAGGGAAGUUACUGAGGCUGUUUGGGAGGGUGAAGGUUCUGCAGAUGACAAGGCAGAGAAGAAUGUCAGCACAACUGCUGCGAGCGGGGCGACUCUCCCAAGCAAACCGAAGCCAGCAACAAGCACUGACCAAAUCAAGGCUCCAAGCAAAACGGCAGCAGGCAACAAGAAACCCGCGAAGGCGAAGGCUGGAACCAAGCAAGGGAGCAUUAUGUCAUUCUUCAAGAAAGCAUGAGCCAGCGCGGUGCGCACCAAAACGAGACAGGACUGGGUUCAGCAAACUGUCUGCUGCCGCGCUUACUGAACCAGGUCGCUAGCCAGGCAUCUGAACUGGUAGCCCUACGGCUCUCUACCUGAAUAUCGUCAGGCCAGCGAGCAAGAAGGGCUCCAAGCAGGCGUCCGUUGGCUGUAUCAUUUUGUUGUAGCAUGCGUAGUGACGCUAGAGUGAAGCAGAGAGCACGUCUGUUAGUUCAGUGAUUAUCUUGCUGUAGGUGUACAUAUAGUUGUACUGAGAGGCACUCACAGCCUGUUUGCACUUUUUGGACGGGUCUGUUGUGUUGUGUGGAAGUAGAAGAGAGAAACGCUUUGGGUAUCUGAGUAUCUCUAUCCGGUAUUGCAACCUACUGGAGUUUAUGGGCCAAAGCUGGUGGAAAGUGUAGUGAAGAGGAGAGAUUGUCCGUGAGUUUAAUUAUGUGUAUCUAAUAAACUUUUAUAUUAUUUAAUUAUGAGUUUUAUUUCUUA